UACUAUGAGUCACUCACUAAAGUCACUCAGUAAAGCAAACACCUCAUUGAGAUGGUUAUUCUGUUGCUUUUUCCACGGGGCUGAUUCAUACAAACGCAGUUAGAGUAACAGUUGCACAUUGACUGCAAUGUUACCAGCGUUCCUUAUUAUGCAUAUUUAGCUAGUGGCAGUUGGCAGCAGGGUAAGUGAACGCGUUAACAGAGACGACUACUCGCGAGUCCCGGUUCAGUAAAAAACACUCGUGAACUACGAACGACUCGGUCAAUACUCGACCAUUUCUAGUUCAUGUAAACCUGCUGGAGCAUUUAACUUGAAAUGAAUCCCAAAGUGAACAAGGACGACGACUGUGUGUUUCUGGAGCAAGUUUUGGACACAUUGUACGACUUUGGAAGUGGAACCAGAUCGAAAACUAGGAAGAAAAAGCAAAAAAGUUGCGAGGAAGAGGAGGUGCCAGAAGGUGAUGUAAAUGUCUGCGGUGUCGUAGAGGAACAUCCCUCAGAGAUGAACAACACUGUACAGUGUGACGCUACCAUCAAGCCAGUAAGGCAGGUUGAGGUUGUGACCUUCCAGGAUCCUUCAAAGAAAAAAAAAAAGACUAAAGAGAGCCCAGCAGCUGAUGGCACGUCUCUGCCACAGACAUCAGAGAAGAAGCAAAUUGGUCCACAUGGUGAUCUGGAUUUGGAGAAGGCUCGCCUGGAGGUGCAUCGCUUCGGAAUCACGGGCUACAAAAAGGAGCAACAGCGUGUUUUUGAGCAGGAGCGUGCCAUCAUGUUGGGAGCCCAUCCCCCAACAAAGGACUACGUCAACUACAAGGUGCUGCAGCAGCAAAUAAAAGACAAGAAGAAGAAGGCGAGAGAGGAGGCCCAGCCGGAUCUGAAGAGAAAAAAGAAGAGUCAAAGCAGGGACAAGAAGACCACAUCGGGUUCUUCGUCGGCUCCCACGGGACAGGUGGGCCGCUUCAAAAAUGGCAUGCUGAUCCUCAGCCCCAAGGAGAUCCAGACCAUCAAGGGCAAAAGGGGAGGCAAAUAAGUGUUGGUCACGGAGAGGAAGAACAACAGACACGUUCACCCUGCUGUGACUAGCGUGACUGUGUGAAACAUCUCAUUAGGACGAUGAUGGCGUAAACGCCCCGCCACUCACCUAAACCCAGGUGAGAUGGCAUCUGACACGGACAACAAUGGGGGGGGAACACUGGAUACACGUCACAGUGGGAGCCUGACAUCCAGACUCAAGCUCGUUUUACCCCUCAUCUGUUUUUAAAUACACUCACCUCAGUGGCUAUGAUGAAUCUAUGGCUCUGAUGAAUCAUCAUCACAAUAUGGAAAAUGGAGACAAACAAGUGUGACUAACAUGCUAAAGACUCAACGAACAUUAUGUGUGGACUCCUAUUCCACAGUGGAUGCUGUUUCAAGCUUUAUCAUGGACAUUGGAGGUGAUGUCAGUGCACCACGACAGACACGUUUGUCAUCACAGGUCAUUUAUUUCUGUUUUACAAAGGACCAAAAAGAAAACGUGUGUGUGCGUGUGCGUGCACGCACGGUGUUUGUUCAUUAAAUGAUGCUCAUAUAGAAA
Dunckerocampus dactyliophorus (ringed pipefish) is the source of this 1572-nucleotide messenger RNA. RefSeq names its product chromosome 19 C1orf131 homolog (gene fsaf1). NCBI's taxonomy places the organism in Eukaryota, Metazoa, Chordata, Actinopteri, Syngnathiformes, Syngnathidae. The record is from RefSeq and is a predicted model, not a curated record. Bases 316 to 1029 code for a protein of 237 amino acids. The transcript is spliced from 9 exons.